UCAUCUUUGCAAGCCUAUAUAUAUACUUUACUCAGUUACCAAGUUUAUCAUUCUGAGUAAGGGAGAGGAGAAAAUAUGGAGGUUCCUGUGAUAGAUUUUAAUGGGCUAGAUGGUGAGAAGAGGAGUGAAACAAUGGCGCUAUUGCACCGGGCUUGUGAGAAGUUUGGGUUUUUCAUGAUAGCAAACCAUGGAAUAAACGAGCAACUGAUGCAGAAGGUGAAGCAAUUAGUCAAUUUGCACUAUGAGAAGUGUAUGAAGAAAAGCUUCUAUGACACUGAGAUGGCUAAGGUCUUGGACAACCAAAGUACAGCAUCAGAAAUGGACUGGGAAAGCAGUUUUUUCAUUUGGCAUAGGCCCACAUCAAACAUGGAUGAGUUUCCAAACCUCUCAAAGGAACUUUGUGAAGCAAUGGACGAAUACAUUAUCCAGGUGAUUAAGUUCGCAGAGAAACUUUCAGAACUCAUGUGCGAGAAUCUGGGUUUGGAAAGCAGCUACAUUAAGAAGGCAUUCUCAGGAGUUGCAGGUCCUUCAGUGGGGACAAAGGUGGCAAAGUAUCCUGAAUGUCCUAGACCUGAACUUGUAAAGGGACUCCGGGAGCACACAGAUGCAGGAGGAAUCAUUCUCUUGCUCCAAGAUGACCAAGUCCCGGGUCUUGAAUUCUUGAAAGAUGGAGAAUGGGUAGAGAUUCCACCUUCCAAGAACAAUACCAUGUUCGUAAACACAGGUGAUCAGGUGGAAGUGUUGACCAAUGGCAGAUAUAAGAGUGCCUUGCACUGUGUCAAGGCUGACAAGAAUGGCAGUAGACUCUCCAUUGCUUCUUUCUACAACCCUACUGGUGAUGCGAUAAUUUCUCCAGCUCCCAAGCUCCUAUAUCCCAACCACUACCGUUUUCAAGACUACCUCGAUCUUUAUGCCACGACCAAGUUCUCAGAUAAGGGCCCCAGACUGGAAUCCAUGAAGAAGAUGGCCAAUGGGGGACCAUAGUCUUCUUGUCUGAAAGUAACAGUUACU
Messenger RNA from Telopea speciosissima, 1011 nucleotides. Its product is annotated as 1-aminocyclopropane-1-carboxylate oxidase 1. The coding region runs from base 76 to 984 and encodes 302 amino acids. The record is from RefSeq and is a predicted model, not a curated record. NCBI's taxonomy places the organism in Eukaryota, Viridiplantae, Streptophyta, Magnoliopsida, Proteales, Proteaceae. The transcript is spliced from 3 exons.